Messenger RNA from Quercus robur (English oak), 1038 nucleotides. RefSeq lists its product as uncharacterized. Lineage: Eukaryota; Viridiplantae; Streptophyta; Magnoliopsida; Fagales; Fagaceae. The coding region runs from base 1 to 1038 and encodes 345 amino acids. The transcript has 2 exons. The record is from RefSeq and is a predicted model, not a curated record. Gene Ontology annotation, molecular function: RNA-DNA hybrid ribonuclease activity; nucleic acid binding. Gene Ontology annotation, biological process: DNA integration.
AUGCUUAAGAGCGACUCAAAGCUCGUGAUAGAGCAAGUUAGAGGAGAUUAUGAAGCAAAAGAGACAAGAAUGCAGAAAUACCUCAAAUUGACAAAUCAGUUGGCAAGUAAUUUUCAUCGCCCAGAGUUUGUUUGGAUCCCACGGGAUCAGAAUGCAGAAGCUGACGAAGUGGCACGGAAUGCGUCAGCAGAUGACCAGGACAAGAUAAAUGAUUGGAGACUGGAAGAACCAAACUCUCCUAGCAUCAAAGAGUUUCAAACUUUCCCUGUGCACACUUACUCAGGAUGGACGAGUCCAAUUUUGUCAUUCCUUAGAGAUUUACCACCAAAUCCUGAAGAAGCAAAGAAGAUCCAAAAGCGAGCUGCUCGGUUCACAGUACUAAACGACGAGCUUUACAAAAGGGGCUUCUCCCAGCCCUACUUGAGAUGUAUAGAAGAGGAAGAGGCCAGAUAUGUCCUGGAGGAGGUACACAGGGGAGUUUGCGAAGAUCAUGUGGGGCCAAAGUCCUUUGUCAGGAAGAUCAUGAGGGCAGGUUACUUUUGGCCCAUGAUGCAGCAAGACGCAGUAGAUUUCGUGAAGAGAUGUGACAGUUGCCAAAGGUUCAGGAUACCAAGGACGAUCAUCUCAGACAAUGGUCGUCAGUUCGAUAGUCAUGGGUUCAGGUCAUUCUGCUCGAGCCUAGGUAUCAAAAACAAAUACUCAUCACCAGGACAUCCUCAGGCCAAUGGACAGACAAAAGUAACCAACCGAACCUUGCUCAAGAUUAUCAAGUUUCGGUUAGUGGGGGCAAAGGGAGCAUGGCUCAAGGAAUUACCGAGUGUCCUGUGGGCUUAUAGGAUGACCACACGAACACCAACAGGAGAAACACCCUUCAAUCUAACGUACAACACAGAAACAGUCAUCCUAGUCGAGGUAGGGCUCACUAGCCUCAGGAGGGAGUUCUUUGACGAACAAUGCAAUGACGAUCAACUGAGGUUGAACCUUGAUUACCUGGACGAAGUCAGAAACCAAGCCUCCCAAAGAAUGUCCAAGUACUAG